AUGAAUUUAGGCUCUGGGGCAAAUGCACUUGGCUUACUGUUGGCUACUAUUGCAUUCCUGACAACUGUAGGGCAAGGCCAAGUGCAAGACUCACUGCAACAGAUAGCAUUUAUAGCUGAUCGUGACCCCUGGGAAGCUGCAACUGCCCUAUCUCUGACUUUGGAACGAAUUACGGAACCGCCACUCACUUCGCGACUAGAGAAAGAUCCGUACCUUGAUAGUAAAGGGAGACUGGUGGUAAACCCUCCCACGGACUACGAUGAGGAGGAAUACAAAGCACGAUACGAAGUUUUCUGGACUGAAAGUGUAAAUGACAGCCAGCGGCUGCUUUACGAGCUACUUAAAGAAUGCAGUGAUCGACUAGCUCACCCAGAGGCCACAUAUAUGCUAUAUCGCAUGCAUCUCUAUGGAGAGUGGGGCAUACCGCAUAAUUGGUUACUCGGAUGGAAGUACCUGGAACGCUUCAAUGUUUUGAGCAAUGAAACAAACACAACAUCACUAUAUGAUGCAGCGGUAGCCCACGCCACUGGCCUUUUCGGCGUACUGCCAGUGUCGCCCGAGAAGACGCUAAUAUAUCUUCAGAAAGCAAGCCGUCUGGGCUCUCUGGAAGCAAUGCAAGCACUCGCAUAUCGUUACUUAAUGGGCCAUAACGUCCCUCAGGAUGCAUCAAAGGCGUUGAUCCUGUACAGCAAAGUUGCACAUGAGCUGUGGUACUCGUAUCCAGCUCGGUUCUGGCACUACCAUGAUGAAUACUUCGACAGCUAUGGCAACCCAGGGUUUUUAUACAGGGGAGCAGAAGUCAGUGAGAAAUUUGCGCCCAGAUCUCUUCCAAACUGGGGGAGCCCGCUGUUACGCUUUUACUAUUAUUUCUUGAAGUUUAUUGAGAUCACCGAUGAGCCUGGCUCCCCCGAGUACAUGGAUCUCGGAAUUUGCGAUGCGGUCGAGGAAGCGUUCAAACUAAGCAUGAAUACGUAUACCCAGUAUGGGGAUCACGAAGGUGUACUGCGCAGGAUGUUUGAAAUUCACGAGAAGUUUCAAGGGGAAAUUGCCAAUGCGGAUCACGUAGCGAAGGGCUGUUAUGGCUCUGGAAUGGCGUUACUAGGCCAUUUAUUGCUGCGGGGACUGGGAACCGAGCAACCUAGGAUAAAGGAGGCAGAGCAAAUACUAUUGCAUGCGCGUGAUGUCUUGCUUCAAACGAACAAAGUUCUUUCCAGGUUCCCCUUGAGGGACCUCGGGCUGUUGCACCACUAUGAAUAUAGGGACUAUAACCGGGCUGCGGAGUUCUAUAAACUCGCAGAAGAUGAAGCGAGCCUUUAUAUGCUCAAUUUCAUACAAAAUGACCUCUCCCAGGAGGGUCUGAUUGCGGCUAUGGACCGCUUCCGUGAUGGCAAUCUCGAGAGCCAUUUCACACGCAUCCAGAUACUUGAGCUUCAAUUGGGGUUCCAGGGCCCCGCUGCAAUUGCUGAAAGUUAUAGAUACUUCCUUGAAAAUGCGAACCAUCUACAGUCGCCAGACCUGCGCAACGCUCUUAUGCAGGCCCUGAUGGGCAACUUCGAAAACGCACUGUGGCUAUAUGCCCGUUCCGCGGAGCUAGGCACCCUGUCUGCCAUGGAGAAUGCCGCCCGCAUCCUUUACAAAGCCCCCUGUCUGAUCUGCGCUUCACCACAGAUCUCGCCCCCGCGCCUCGACGCCGCGUUUCGCUACUACGACCGGGCACGCAUGAUGGGCAGUGUGUUCGCAGCUGUAACAGCGGGUAGUAUGUGCUAUAGAAAUGGCUCCUACGAGACGGCUGCUUUACUGCACCUGAGUCGCUGUACCGAAUUCAGCCGGUUGACUCUAGGCUACAUGUACGAACAUGGCCUGGGCGUCGACCGCGACUACCGCCUUGCCGCCGAGCACUAUGAAGCCGCGACAAGGGAAUUUGUUCCAUGGACCAGCAUGGCGGGCAAGCUUCUCGUCUGGAAAGUGACAGUCAAGGCCUGGUUCCACUCUGCGAUCUGGCUACACAAGCUUAUUCGCAGCUUCAGAGUCCUCUGGAACUGGCUGACGAUAUAG
Eremothecium gossypii ATCC 10895 is the source of this 2055-nucleotide messenger RNA. RefSeq names its product ubiquitin ligase complex subunit HRD3 (gene HRD3). NCBI's taxonomy places the organism in Eukaryota, Fungi, Ascomycota, Saccharomycetes, Saccharomycetales, Saccharomycetaceae. The record is from RefSeq and is marked provisional. The coding region runs from base 1 to 2055 and encodes 684 amino acids. Gene Ontology annotation, molecular function: protein binding. The transcript has a single exon.